UGAAGAUGAAAGUAAGCUAGUUGAAUUUCUACAUUCGGAUAAGUUGGGUAAAAUGGAGAUUUAGUAAAGCAGAACUUCACCUUUUGGAGAAAUGGAUUUAAAAUAUUGUUUUAUAUUACUGUUUGGUAUCAUAAAUGAGGUACUACAAGUCUCAGGAAUUGCACCUAAAGGUCAUCCUAGAGAUCAAACAGAGGGCAUUUAACAGCAUUUUUUUCUUUUAAAUGAAUAUAUCAAUACAUUUUUUUUGUUCGUGAAGCUCGUGAUGUCAAAAUAUUAGUCGACAUAACUAACAAAGUUCCAAAAAUUUCAUAUGCAAUCCAUACAUAAUGUUUGUUUAAACCUAAAAUACAACGUUAUGGUUGUUUUCUAGAAUAAAUCUGAUACAUCUUUGCUUGUAAUGCUUGUGAACUGAGACAAUAUCAAGGCAAUACGCACACUAUGCACAUAUGCCAAUAAGAGACUGAUAAAUUUCAGUCGUAAACAUCAGUAGGAAGAUUCAAAGAUGAAAACAAAAUCAGUGGAAAAAAAUCUUAUCAGAAUGUUAUUAAAUCGAUAUGAACAAUUUGGUGUAAUUGGACGACCAGUAAAUGACAGCAAAAUUAAAGUUGAUGUUCGUUAUGGAUUACAACUUUUCCAAAUUUUGGAUUUAGAUGAAAAUAAACAAAUUUUACGAACUAAUUGUUGGUCGAUGUAUAAAUGGACAGAUUCUCUUCUUCGUUGGAAUGAAAGUGAUUACGGAAAUAUCAAAACAGUUCGAAUAUUCCCUUCACAGAUUUGGACGCCGGAUAUCAAACUGUAUAAUUUUGCUGAUGAACGCUUACGUGAACACAGAGAUGCUCGUGUUGUAGUGUCAAGUAACGGAGAAAUGUUAUGGGUUCCACAAGCACUGUUUAAAAGUACAUGUGAAGUUGAAAUCACAUAUUUCCCGUUCGAUACACAAAUAUGUAUGCUAGAAUUCGGAUCUUGGACGUACGAUAAAACACAAAUGGACAUAUCAUGGUGGAUUCCAGAUUCACCUCCCAUAGAAGAAAUGCCAUAUUUAGAUUUCUCAGAUUACGUACCAAGUAAUGAAUGGCGUACGGAUGGCGAGAAAGAACGUGAAGUACACCAUGUCAACCGUACUAUACAAAUUCGAUCAGUUAAGAAACAUCGACGUCGAAGUCAAACUGUUGGUAACGAAGUGAUCACAAGAGAAUAUCCAGUUUUACGAUAUUUAAUACGUUUGAGAAGGAACCCGAGUUUUUAUGUAUUCAUGUUAGUGAUUCCAUGUGUGUUGUUAUCAUCUUUAACAUUGGUUGUAUUUUGGUUGCCUCCAGAAUCUCCAGCAAAAAUGAUGCUUGGUAUGAAUAUAUUUGUUGCAUUUUUCGUUUUACUCUUACUGUUGGCUGAGUCAACACCUAGUGCUGUGAAAAAUUUCCCACUAAUUGGAGUGUAUUUUUGUUUGAAUAUGAUUAUGAUCACACUGUCCACUUUCUUGGCAACUUUGGUGAUUCACCUUUAUUUUCGAGGCGAUCGUAAUGGAUCAGUCCCAUAUGUUUUGAGAAAAAUUAUUAUAGAGGGUAUUGGACGACUCACAUUAGUACGGCAGCGAAUUCCUCUACCAGAAAUGAAAAAACCAAUUAGGCCGGCAAUAAUAAAACCUCACAAAAAGAUUCAAAUUCCAGGUAUGUCACCCAAUAAAAUUCCAACAAAUGAAGAAACAUACUGUGAGAAUGAACGUAUUAGACAUUUUGGAGGUGGGGCAUUUCAACAAUGCAAUAUGAUUGGUAGUAAUUUUUUGUAUGGAGAAGAGCAAUUAGGAGGAGCUGCUAGUAAUUGGUUUGCUCCAAAUGAACGUCGUUCUGUCCCAAGAUACCCUAAUCAAUUCGAUUCUUAUCCAAUGGCCACACCAAUCAAUAAUAUAUCUCAUAUACCGGGAAGUGCAGGAAAAUCAUCAGAAAAUGAGCCAGAUAAUGCAGUUAAUCAUGAUGAAUCCCCAUCAGUUCUAAGUUCAACCACUACACUGGAGCGUGAUGUGAGAGAGUUGAAAAAAUAUGUCAAAAUGUUAGUUAACCGACAAAAGGAAACAGCUCGUAAAAGUUUAGUGGCUAUGGAAUGGCGCACUUUGGCUAUUGUCUUGGAUCGUUUAUUUUUCUUUAUUUACAUUACCACCAUAGUAAUUGCAGUAGUUGUUUCAGUACCACGAAGUACUGAACCAGAAGUUCCACCAGCAUUUCGCGAUGAUUAAAACUGUUGACUAUAUCAAGAGAUACUAAUGAACGACUUUUUGCUCAGAAAAAAAAUUUGAUGAAAUUGAAUAAAAACAUAAUUAGUUAAUAUAUUUUUAUUUUCUAGAUCUCUUGGCUAGCAAAACAAUAUUCAUGUGUUUUUUUUUCAUUCUUAAUAACUGUCAAUAAUUUGUUUCUUUGACAUACAAUUAUUGUACGAACAAAUUUCAAACAUGAAAGGAGAUACUGUUUACAAGUUUCGAAUUAUCAUUUUCACUAAGCAUCACUGUUUAAAGUAGAAUAAUCUUUUUCCAUUAGAUUCUUUAACAUAUUGUGUAAUGCAUAAAUUUUUCUCUUAUUUAUAAAAUUUCAUCACAAUCUCUUCCAGUUUUACUGUUCAUAUACAUGAAUCGUCUUUGGUUUGAUAAUCCAUAUUCAUUCUUUUUGUUUUUAAACUGUUAUAUAUUUCAUUUGUGUAUAAGCUUCAAUAACUCUCCAUACAAUAUGAUACAGGAAGACAUUUCAAUAGAUGUUUUCAUGAAUUGUUUGUUGAUCAAUUUUACUAUUGUAGGGAAUGAUUACAAAAUGCACAUAUUCAGUUCAGCGUACACAAAGAAAUGUUUGUUUUUUUUUAAAAAAAUAUUUCGUUUUAAUUUAAUUGUGUUUGUCUUCUUUUGAAAUGAUAAACUCAUUCUUUAUUAGUAAAUACUUAUCUUGUUCAACAAUAGGUUUUAUAUUUAUGAUAGAAUAAGGAACUUGAUGAAGUUACAUUUAUUAAUUAUAAAUAAAUACUUUUCUCAUCAA
Schistosoma intercalatum is the source of this 3011-nucleotide messenger RNA. The record is from the annotation of a GenBank genome assembly. NCBI's taxonomy places the organism in Eukaryota, Metazoa, Platyhelminthes, Trematoda, Strigeidida, Schistosomatidae.